Messenger RNA from Aplosporella prunicola CBS 121167, 957 nucleotides. RefSeq lists its product as uncharacterized. NCBI's taxonomy places the organism in Eukaryota, Fungi, Ascomycota, Dothideomycetes, Botryosphaeriales, Aplosporellaceae. Gene Ontology annotation, cellular component: intracellular anatomical structure. Gene Ontology annotation, molecular function: oxidoreductase activity, acting on NAD(P)H, oxygen as acceptor. The coding region runs from base 1 to 957 and encodes 318 amino acids. The record is from RefSeq and is a predicted model, not a curated record. The transcript is spliced from 5 exons.
AUGUCUCUUCCUCGUUGUAGCGCUAGUUUAGCCAAACGCUUCCCUCAAAGACCCUUGAAGGUUGUUUACCCUGGUGCCUCGCUGGUGGCAAGGGGGUUCGGCACAACUGCAGCUGCUGCAUCCCGGCCAAGGGACUGUAAUGUGGGCGGCAAACGUUUCCAAGAUUUCGAUCUUGCUGGCGGCGUCUACGUAGUGACCGGCGGGGCCAGAGGCCUAGGGCUUUGCAUGGCCGAGGCAUUAGUGGAAGCUGGGGGCAAAGUCUACUGCCUUGACCGACUCGAAAAGCCCGACGACCACUUUGAGGAAGCAAAGAGCCGCGUGCUUCCCGAGUUCGGUGGCUCCCUCAACUACCGUCGCGUCGAUGUGUGUAGCACAGAUGAUUUAAAUCAGGUCAUUAGUGCGAUCGCAGACGAACACAAGCGGAUGGAUGGCCUCAUCGCCGCAGCAGCCGUGCAGCAAAUCAAGCCCAGUCUCGAAUACACUGUGGAGGAGGCCCGUCAGAUGCUCGACAUCAACUACACCGGUGUCUUUAUGACCUGCUCGGCCGUUGCGCGGCAGAUGUUUAAGUACAAAUGCCGCGGUUCGAUAUGCAUUAUUGCGAGCAUGAGCGGCCUUAUUGCGAACAAGGGCCUUAUCAGCCCCGUGUAUAACUCGAGCAAGGCGGCGGUGAUACAGUUGUCCCGAAACCUGGCAAUGGAAUGGACAAGGAUACGAGAAGACGGGACAGGUGGUAUUCGCGUCAACUGCCUGAGUCCUGGGCAUAUUGUUACACCCAUGGUAGAGAAGAACUUUGAGGAAGUCCCGGGGUUGCAAGAAAUAUGGGAGAACGCGAACAUGAUGGGUCGCCUCAGCAAACCGGAAGAGUUUAAGGGCGCUGGACUCUUCCUAUUGAGCCGGGCCAGCAGCUUCAUGACUGGAUCGAACCUUGUGAUAGACGGAGGGCAUACUGCAUGGUAG